GUAUACCAAAUAGAAGGUUUUUUAAAUGUUUUCACGCCAUGUCGCUUGCGAAAGCCAAACAACGGUUCAAACGUAUCUUUGUAUUAUCCUUUUACUAAAAGUCCGUGGACAUCAAGUUAAACCAAAAAAUUAAAAUGUGUGAUACUUAUUGUAAGAGAAGAGCGACUGAGCAACUUGCCUCUCCGUCUAAGAGGAUAAAAGUUUCGCAAUUUGAUGAACCAGCGACCUCCCAGUCUGAGCAAAACACAACAAAUGUGUCUCCGGUUUCACCUAAUGGAAACGAAAGAUUACAACCGUGUGCUGACUUGGGAAAUGCUUUCUUAAAUGCUGUUUCAACGCCCAUUCAAUACUGCAGGAAAAUAACAUUACAACCUGAGGAACUGCUUAUGUAUUCGUUAGUGAAUGUUGCACUACCUCCUGGAACUAAAUUAGGAACUUGCUCUGCAGAAAAAUAUGCUGGUAUCUCACUGGCUGUUUACAAAGUAUAUGGUGUCCGUUUCACUUGCAGCAACAUCAAAAUGUAUUUCUACAGAUCGAUUAACAACAUAACCAAGGGUCUUGGGAAGUUUAAUGGGAAGCUUAGGUGGAAAUAUUAUUCUAAUUACAUUGAGACAAUUGUUGCCAAUCACCAACAAGAUCUAAUAACUCUGCUGCUUGAUCCAGAUGCUAACAACUGGCAAAACUUUGAGAGUUUAAAGAAAGAUUUAGAGUCAGAAUGCCUUUCCAGUUUAGAAGAAAGUGAAAAAACCCAAGCUUUGGCAUACCGUGUCAAUUUAAUAAUUAGUAGCAUUCAAAGUAGGUUUCCAAAGUGGAAAGUCAUCUCCAAUGUUGAUAAAUUGGAAGUACACUUAUAUUAUAUGAACAAUAGUAUGGUUACAGUCCAUUAUGAAAUAGUAAUAUUAGCAGAUGGUACUUACUCCUUUGUUUCCAAAGAAAAGCACAUACCGGAAACUUUAGAUUUAAGUAACACAAUACCUCGAACCAUACAGAGUAAGAGUGAGUUGUAUCUUCUCAUGGAGUCGCUGGAGAAGCUUAGUAUUUGUUCGGGAGUGUCAGUGGAAAAUUACACAAAUUUACUAAAUGAGAAUAAUACUUUUCCUGUGUAUAAGACAAGGGAUGGUGAACCAGGUGCAUUUGUUGAGACAAUGCAUAAGGAUUCUGGUGUUUAUGAGAAGUGUGUCCGAUCUACAAAAUGUAGCUUUCUAAUUGAAGAUGAUAGAUGUUGCAAAGAGUGCUUGAAGAUGGAACAUUAUUUAAGGACAGUUAAAUCCAGAAACCAAAAACCUAACCAAAACAAUUAUUCAAAACACACUCGGUUUGAUUACAUGUCCAAAGAGAACCUUAUUGAGAACAGUAGAGAAAUGGCAGGGAAAGUCCACAGAAUGCAAAUUAGGUUAAAACGCCUUGAACAGUACCAACAGGAAAUGAGUACAGUGGGAAAUGAUACAGAUUCUGAUUUCAGGACAUUGUUUAAGCAGCUAUACAAGGGGCUUAGCAAAAAUAUUGAGAAGCAAGACAACAAUAUUUGUUAUUGGGAGGAUUGUUUGCAUUUACAGCAUGAUCACAAGAAACCAGAGUUGUUAGUGAAGCAUAUAACUACCUGUCACAUGGCAACUGUUUCAGAUGAAGCUCCAAUAAAUAGGAAGUAUCAAUGUAAAUGGCUUGGUUGUGACAAAACGUUUGGCAAAAAGAAGCUUCUACAAUCACACAUCACUGAACAUACUGGUCAGGAGUCUGACACAUUCUUCUUAACACUCUUGCAAGACCAAGCAAAGGCUUUGAAUAUGCCUUCAAGGCAAAUGAGGUGGCAUCCCUUGGUAUUGAAAUGGUGCCUCCGUAUCUAUUCUAAGUCCCACAGCAUUUAUGAUGACCUCCGUGAAUCUGGACUCCUAAAACUUCCAAGUGGUAGAACUCUUUCAGACUACAAAAACUUUAGUUCUUCAAAAUCUGGGUGGCAAACGUCAGUGCUAAACGCUAUGAGAGAAGGUUUCACAAAGCAAGGCAUUUCAGAAAUAGGGAAGUUUGGUGGGCUUUUUUUCGAUGAAGUUAAAAUCAAAGAAGGGUUGGUGUUUGACCCAUCUUCUUGGGAAUUGAUUGGUUUUACAGACCUGUGUAGUGAUGAAGGUGAUACUCCAAAUGGGAAUACAACAACAAUGUCUUCUGUACGAAAAAGCUUAGCGACGCAUGUGUUACAGUUCUUCUUCAAAAGUAUAUUCAGUAAUUUCCAAUUCCCAUGUGCAUAUUUCUUAACAAAUGGAAUUUCAGCUUACAACUUGAAUAGAACAUUUUGGCAGGGAGUAGGUUUACUUCAUUCAUUCGACUUUAAAGUCAUUGUGUCGUGCUGCGAUGGAGCCUCUGAAAACAGGGCAUUUAUGGAAAUGAAUGGCUGUAGUGAUACUGUAGCUCAAGUUAUCAAUCCAUUUUCAAAGCUUCCAUUGUUUUUCUUGUCUGAUCCACCUCACCUAAUCAAAAAACUCCGGAACAAUAUUUACAAAAGUGGCGAUAAGGAAAACUCCUCACGAUACACCAGGUGCUUAUUGCUGAAUUCAAAGAAUAUCUUAUGGGAACAUAUAUAUUCAGUUUAUCUACGAGACAAACGAAGACAUUUAUUUUCCACAGACAUUAGAAGUUCUCAUGUCCAUCUUGACAGCUUGAGCAAAAUGCGUGUUAAACUAGCUGUUCAAGUACUUAAUUCAAAGGUGCAAAAGGACAUGGCUAAGUAUGAAAAUGAAGCAACUAAAUCAACUCAGCAAUUUAUUUCAAACUGUGAUGCAUUGUGGAAUGUCUUCAACGAUACUAAACCAUUAAGUUCAUUAGAAGAUACCCGAAUCAAAGCUUUAGAUGAUGUACUAGACUUUUUUAAAAGUUGGAAAAAUGAAUUGGCUUCUAUAUAUGCACUUAAAUCAGAGAUAUCAUCCCAUUUCAUUAGUUGGCAAACUAUGUUUGAUAUACAGGUAACAAUCAAUGGCUUUAAAGCACUGGUUAAAUUCAUUGGUACACCUGAAUUCAGAUCCCUUCAUGGAAGUCCGCCUUAUAUCAUUCCUAAAAGAAUAAGUCAAGAUAUAGUUGAGUCAUUCUUUUCUAUGCAAAGGCAAGCAUGUGGUGGUACAAAUAAUAUGACAGCGUACACUUAUGGUUACAAUGUCAAUAGUAUGAUAAUUCGUUCUGAAGCUAAGCGUCUGUCAAAGAAACAAACUAACACAUAUGAUGUUGAUAUUGAAUUCGGUGAGGAGCAGAAGGGUAAUGAUAGCAUUCCUAAAAGAAGCAAUGUUCAGGGUAUUUUUUCAACCAACUUGUGGCCAGUCUAUCUUUAACCAUUUAUUUUCUAGUGUUAGAAAUAGCACAUAUAAAGGGCAAAAGACCUUCCCUGACACAGAAUACCUAUCAUAAGGACAACUAAAAACGUUUUAACUACAUUUUUGCAAUCCAAUUUUGUCCUUACUAUAUGCAGUUAAAUGUAACUAGAGUAUACAACUGGUCCCAGGCAUCCAGAGUUACAUUGCUCUUUGAAUUCAAUCUAAGUAUUGUUUUUAGGAAGAAUAUUUUGUCUAACAUUUAAAACCUUGAGGAUACAAAGAUGCUUUGAAUGCUAUGAAUACAUAUAGUCACGGGG
This is a messenger RNA of Dendronephthya gigantea, 3613 nucleotides long. RefSeq lists its product as uncharacterized. The coding region runs from base 135 to 3314 and encodes 1059 amino acids. The record is from RefSeq and is a predicted model, not a curated record. The transcript is spliced from 2 exons. Lineage: Eukaryota; Metazoa; Cnidaria; Anthozoa; Malacalcyonacea; Nephtheidae.